Molecule: messenger RNA, 627 nt
Organism: Paramecium primaurelia
Lineage: Eukaryota; Ciliophora; Oligohymenophorea; Peniculida; Parameciidae
Source: the annotation of a GenBank genome assembly
AUGAAAAAAUAAUUUCAUUUCUAUAAAAAAAAUAAAGAAUGGCAAUAAGAAUUUCAAGACAUAGAUGAUUAAGUAGUUCUAGAAAAAGUUGAAUUGCCACCUUCAGAAGAUGAAGAAUAACAAGUUUAACAAGAAUAAUAAUUAGAGUAAACUAAGUAAAAUGAAGGAAGUGAGAUUGAUAUUGUAGAAGAAAAAGAAGUGAUAAAUAUAUAAUCUAAUGAGAAAUCUAAAAAAAUUGAAUGGUUAGACUCUGAUAUUGAAGGAAUUGAUGAAAUAGAUGAUGAAGAAGAAUUAAUUGAAGAUGUUAAUGAAAUUAAUCAUGAUUAUAAAACUAUUUUUGUAUAAGGACUUCCACUCAAAAUAAGUGAUAAAGAGAUUGCUGAUUUCUUUUCAUAAUAUGGAACAAUCGUAUCAAUUGAAAUUCCUCGAAAUGAAGGAUCUUAAUUUACUAAGAGAAGAGCAUUUAUUGAAUAUAGUACAGUUAGUGAAGCUUAGAGUACUAGUAUGCUUGAUUUAGAAUUAAAAGGAUGUCCUCUUAGAAUGAGGAUUGGGAUAUAAGAAUAAGAGGAUAAUAAUAAUAAAAAAAUUAGUAAUAAUAGAAGUAGGAGUAGAAGUUAAUCAAAAUGA